AGUCGUCGUUGUUCUUUCGAAGUUGAUGUUUCGAUUCCAUGACAGCUCCAUUAUUAUAAAGUGGGUGGAUUUGUGGCAAUUCAUCUUAUUUCCUAUGAAUUAAUACGAGUUAUGGAACUAGAGAAUAUAGUAGCCAACACUGUAUAUAUCAAAGCAAGAGAAAGUAAAAAUAAAGGACGAAGUAAAAAGUGGAAGGAGCUUCUAAGGUUUCCCCACUACACACUCUGCGUUAAAGAUGAGUUUCGCUCGCAGAUUCCUCAGGAAUAUGACAAAAUAUGCGAGAAAGAACCCAUUGGCAAGGAACUUUUUCGAAUAUUUUGUGCCACAGACCCACGAUUGCAGCAGGCCAUAGACUUUCUGGAUUCAGUCGAAGAAUUUAUAAAAGCCGAGGCCACAAAUCGACCCGAAAAGGCAAGGGAUAUCGUCCGACGCCAUUUGCAACCACCGGAUAAUAAUCGAGAUUUUGUUGAAGAAGAGGAAAUCACUUAUCGUGUUGGUGGUGUGUUGGACGACACAGCUGAAAAAGCUUAUAGUGUAGUUUCACGAUCUUCAGAUGAGGAGUUUUCUAUUAACCUUUUUAACGAUGCAGUUCGUGAAGUUAAAGAUUACCUUAGUGAUUUUCCAUUUAAGAAGUACUUAGAUUCCAUGUACUUUGCUCGUUAUCUUCAAUGGAAAUGGCUCGAAAAAAUAAAGGUUACAAAGAAAACUUUCAGGCACUAUAGAGUUUUGGGAAAAGGUGGAUUUGGUGAGGUAUGUGCAUGUCAAAGCAAGAUAAGUGGCAAAAUGUAUGCCAUGAAAAAACUGGAAAAGAAGCGAAUCAAGAGAAGAAAGGGAGAAGCUAUGGCUCUCAAUGAGAAGACACUUCUAGAGAAAAUUGACAGUAGAUUUGUGGUAAGUCUAGCUUAUGCAUAUGAGACCAAAGAUGCCUUGUGUAUGGUGUUAACACUUAUGAAUGGUGGAGAUCUUAAAUUUCAUGUUCAUAAUAUGGGCAAUCCAGGAUUUGAGGAAGAGAGAGCAGUAUUUUAUGCUGCAGAAGUCACACUUGGUCUCAUUCACCUUCAUUCACAAAGAAUUGUCUACAGAGACUUAAAACCGGAAAAUCUUCUCCUGGAUGAUGAUGGUCAUGUUAGAAUUUCUGACCUUGGUUUGGCAGUCCAAAUACGUAAUGGAGAUACUAUAAGAGGCCGUGUAGGUACCAUAGGUUAUAUGGCUCCUGAAGUUAUUAAAAAUGAAAGAUAUACAUUCUCUCCAGACUGGUGGGGGCUUGGUUGUCUUAUUUAUGAAAUGAUUCAAGGAAAGUCUCCAUUCAGGGCUCGAAAAGAAAAAGUUAAAAGAGAAGAAGUUGAAAGAAGAGUCAAAGAAGACACAGAAACAUAUUCUGAUAAAUUUAGCUCAUAUGCUAGAUUAAUAUGUUCACAGACUUUGCAAAAAGACCCCGCAACAAGGUUAGGCUGCAGAGGAGACGAUGUCAGGAAACAUCCUUUUUUUAGGUCAAUUAAUUGGUCUCAACUGGAAGCAGGCUGUACCCCUCCUCCAUUCACACCUGAUCCAAGAGCAGUUUAUUGUAGAGAUGUUUUAGAUAUAGAGCAAUUCUCCUCUGUCAAAGGUGUACGACUUGAUGAGAGUGAUGAAGAGUUUUAUAAGAGAUUUGCAUCUGGAUCUGUAUCUAUUCCAUGGCAGAAGGAGAUGAUUGAAAUGGGUUGUUUUAAGGAGCUCAACGUAUUCGGACCUAACGGCACUCCUACUCCAGAUCUAACAGGAGAGGCACCUCCAGAACCACCCAAGAAAUCAUCAUGUACCUGCUCAUGUUUUGGAGAUGAUGAUGACCUAUAACACAUUUAGGACAAUUAGAAGGCUUCUACUUAUUCAGACGACCUGUUUAUUGGUCCAAUUUUUUGACCUUCAUCCGAUGUAUAUUGAUAUGGAUGAUCUGUAUUUACAUACUGACGCCGUACAUUUACCUGACGUUUGAUUCACGGCCAGCACCUAGUGUGGAUAGUAUCCUUGUUUUAUGCGUUAUACAAAGUAGCAUGGUCAGUAAGUGAUGCAUUUAGUUUAGCAUGGUUGUAUUGUCAAGCAGUAGAUUACCAUGGCUUGGGAUCCCUGUGGUUAAACCACAGGUAGACCAAACAUAAAAAAGACUGACAUGUAGCGUGCAACUGGAUAAAAAUGCCUUGUUGUCUGUUGUUCUCAUAGCAAUAUAUCUAGGCUCUCUCGGUAGAAGAAAGCAACUUGUUCGACUAGUGAUAACCUUAGUACUAGCUAUUCUAAAAAGGUGAAAGAAAACCAGAAUAGAUGAUGCCAUUCCAAAAUCAGUAUCGACAAUUAUAAGUCAUGACUUGAAAAUGUUUCAGCCUUAGGGAAGAAAAAAAAAAUGAUGAUUACUAAUGUAGCUGUCAAACCUAAAAAUACAUUGAAUAAUUUACAUUUUAAUUAUCAAAAUAUUUUCGGACAUGGGGUCCCUGUGGUAAAGUACUCGUGGGCGCACAAAGACUUAUGGGAUGUCACCGCACGGAAUGAUUUAUGGGAAAUCCCAUAGGUAAUUUGUGUUUUAUAAAAUUUCAUUAAUAAGUGGGAAAAAAUUAAAUGUCAGAAAAAUUUACAGUGGUUUGACAACAGCAUGAUCAAUAAAUGUGCGUCGGCAAGUCACGUCAUAACCGCCAAGUUGGAAGAAUGUGAAAAUAUUUUUUUGUUAAAUGACCAUACAUGACAUUCUUUUGUUUUUUUCUUUUGUAAUUUUGUUCACUUGGGAAUGGUUGCGAUUUUAUAAGUCUAUACCUUAUUAGAUCAGGGUUUUUUUUGUACCUAAAAUAUACAAGUUCUUUUAUGCUGUUAUUCACAGCUGUUUAGCAAUUAGUCCUCGAGCCCAAAUGAACUAUUGACUCAUAGGCCAUGAGGGCGAGAGGGCUACUGAAUUGUUUUAGUCAAAUCCAGCUAGUCAAACAAAUAUAUAGAUGUAAACCAGUUUUGAAUUAAAGUUAAAUUUAAGGUUUUGGUUUUCAAAGCCAUCACAUUUCGCUACUUGUAGGCUAUAACUUAUAGCCUAGUAGUAGCUCAUCCAAUCAGAAUGCAGCAUUGAUGAUAGACCACUAGUUGGAUUUGACUAAUGAUAUUUAGUCGGCAGUCGAUCGCAAUUUUUCUUGUAUUAAGCGCCUGUAUCCUGUACCUUUUAUAGACAAUCUUUAAAAAAAAUUGGUUAUCUUAUCAUAUUUUUUAUCAAGAUGGUAUUUGAAAUGAUAAAUUAUUCUUAAUUACUGAUCAUGAAUUUUGUUGUUUCUUAUUUAGUUCUGCCCGUUGGUAUUUUUUAUUUUUUAUUCUAGCCCAAGUCGUUUCUUUUAUAUAAAUAUUUCCAUCCUGAGUUACGUGAAGAAUGGUAACAAACCCGUUUAUAAUAGUCGUCAAAUAAAAAAAUAAAAUAAAAAAAUUAUAAUAAAUGCCCCGACAUUGAUGAAAAUCGAAGUUGUAUGUUAGUAAUGUUUAACAAAUGAGUACAAACGUAAAAUAUGCCUAACGAUGAUGCUUUCUCUAUAAAAAGAUAAAGAUUAGAAACUUGUUCUGAGGCGUAUAAAUAAAAUUUGGGGAAUUGGCUAUUUUUCAGGUCGAGAAAACAACCACAAACUUUUUUUAAAAAACAUCCUGUGCGAAAAAAAUAUUAACAAAAUUGACACAUUUUUUGUUAUAUAUUAUUACAGGUUUAUGUUUUUGGACACAAUUAACAAUUUUCUUCCUUGCGAGCUGAGUCUGUUUUCUUUUGGCAUUAAAAAAGGGGAGAGAAAAAGCCUAAAACUCUGCUUUCAGGAAAAACAUUUUCGCUUGUAUUUACCUAACAUACGCAACGGUUUUUACCAAUGUCUUUUGUCGGAAGAUUUGGUCGUCUGGGAUAUUCAAGGUCCCACGAACUGAGCACCACCAAGAAAAUAUUUGUGCGGGUGGACGAUCCCUUACCGAUCUUUUAAUCUUAGGUAAGAAAAACACACUAAUCAAACUGUCAGUCAUAGAUUUCCGCAUCGGGUUGAUUUUGAUUUUUUUCCUCAAAAGAUUUAUCUUUAUCUUAGACGUUUUUUUUCGUUUUAUCUUCGUGUUAAUAAAGUCAAAAAGGAAGAGGAAAGUAUUAAAUAUUGUAAAUAAGUUGAAAUCAUUUUAAGAAUCCACGGUUCUUUAUAUAAUAUUAAUUAAUAUUAAAUAUUCGCCCGCUUUCUCUGUAUAUUUUCACGAUAUUUUAACGGUUAGUUUUGUCACCCAUGUUAAAAUUUGGUGCUGGGCAAUCAGUUAUUCAAUAAAAACCGCUAUUAUUUUUUA
Messenger RNA from Actinia tenebrosa (Australian red waratah sea anemone), 4299 nucleotides. RefSeq names its product G protein-coupled receptor kinase 5. Gene Ontology annotation, cellular component: cytoplasm. Gene Ontology annotation, molecular function: G protein-coupled receptor kinase activity; ATP binding. The record is from RefSeq and is a predicted model, not a curated record. Gene Ontology annotation, biological process: protein phosphorylation; regulation of signal transduction; signal transduction. Lineage: Eukaryota; Metazoa; Cnidaria; Anthozoa; Actiniaria; Actiniidae.